Messenger RNA from Zerene cesonia (dogface butterfly), 7155 nucleotides. RefSeq names its product Golgi-specific brefeldin A-resistance guanine nucleotide exchange factor 1 (gene garz). Gene Ontology annotation, biological process: regulation of ARF protein signal transduction. Bases 225 to 6119 code for a protein of 1964 amino acids. The transcript has 31 exons. Gene Ontology annotation, molecular function: guanyl-nucleotide exchange factor activity. The record is from RefSeq and is a predicted model, not a curated record. Lineage: Eukaryota; Metazoa; Arthropoda; Insecta; Lepidoptera; Pieridae.
UCAACAUGUCAGUGAUGAGAAUAAAAUAAGUUGUAAUUUUUGUGAUUUUCUAUUGAUUUCUAUACUAUAUUUUGUGCAUAUAUUCUACAAAAUCUUAUUCCUAAUUAGUUUUUGUUGUGUAUACUAAACAAAUAUGUGACAAGUGCGACAACCGUGGCAUUCAAAUGACUAAAAUUGUUGAUCAAUUGUGGAUAGAAGUACCAACGAUUUGAAAAUUCUUAAAAAUGUCUCUACCUGGGAAUGGAAUUUUCGUCGUGCAGGGCGAGAUGGCCAUGCUGGUCACCGCCAUGCGACGGAGCACUCGAUGGGGCUCACAUUCCUUUCCGAAUGAAGAGUACGACAUGCUCAUGAAAACUUUCCAAGACCUUAAAAUAAUUCUGAAUCAAGUGGACGAUCUGAGACUCCUCGAUCCUGCUACGUAUUUGAGUCCGUUCUUGGAAGUUAUACGGAGCAAGGAAACUACAGGGCCUGUCACCAGUCUUGCUCUAUCUUCAAUACACAAGUUCUUAUCAUAUGGAUUAAUAGACCCAACCCACCCUAGUGUACCUGCAACAGUUGAAGAUAUAGCUGAUGCAGUGACUCACGCUCGCUUUGUAGGCACCGAUCAUUCAUCAGAUGGAGUUGUUCUUAUGAAAAUUUUACAAGUACUAAGAACACUGAUGCUGAGUCCAGAAGGUGCCAUGUUGACUGAUGAUAGUGUGUGCGAGAUUAUGCUCAGCUGUUUCCGCAUCUGUUUUGAGACUAGGCUCACAGAACUGCUGCGCCGCAAUGCUGAACAGUGCUUACGAGAUAUGACACAGCUCAUCUUCAUGAGACUGCCGCAGUUUCCCAUCGAAGACAAUCCUCACAGCUUCACUACACUCGGCCUGUCACUGAAAAGACGGGACAAGGUGAACAAGAGGAAAUCACUGACUAAUGCACAUAGUACAAAUUCCUUAGAUAGAAAAUCGCCUGUCGCCGAACCAGCCGUAACUGAAAGUCUAACGGAUACGGAAGUUAAUAAAACCCUCAGUAUUAUUGGACAGAACCAAGACAAGAACCUGAUAAACGAAGCGGAGAUCACUAUAGAGCCAGUUGACGGUAUAAAGAGUCCGAAGCGUCACGGCCGCCACUCCUCCAUGGACCUCGCGAACGGCAACACGCCAAUAAGUCAACUGCUGGAGAAGUGCGUCAGUGGAUCACAAGAGGAGAAGGAGAAGGAGAAUGAAGAAGAAGAGAAGGGGAAAGAGUGUGAGCAGAUAGAGACGGUGGAAGUCGGCGAGGCGGUCAGUGAGGAAGUUCCAGAAGAAGCGCCAUCCGCCACGGAAGAGAACAAGGAAGCUCCGAAGGAAGAGAUACAGAGCGAAGAGAAAGAGAAGGUAGAAGAAUACGUCAACCAUAGAGGCAUCCGAUUUACGGCACAAGACGAUAGCUUGAAUCUGCAGCCCUAUGGACUCACGUGUAUUAGAGAGAUUUUCAGGUUCCUCAUAUCGCUCUGCAACCCUCUGGACACGCAGAACACAUCAGCGAUGGUGCACCUUGGUCUGCAGCUGGUGCAGGUUGUACUGGAGGUAGCUGCGGACCACUUGGCUUCUUACACCUCGCUCAUGUACCUGAUCAAGGACCCGCUGUGUAGGAAUCUGUUGAGUCUUUUGGACACGGAAAGAAUUUCAAUAUUCGCACUUGACCUUCAAAUCUGGUUCCUAUUAUUCGAAGCGCUCCGAGUGCACUUAAAGUUCCAAAUGGAAGCGUUUUUCAAGAAGAUCAUAGAGAUCCUCUCCAUAGACACGUCCAAAGCGAUAUACGAGCUGAAGGAAAUACACCACAUCGCUCUAGAAAACUUGGCCCAAAUGUUCAGGAUACCUGGCCUCUGCACUGAACUCUAUCUAAACUUUGAUUGCGACGUGUACUGUACAAAUGUGUUCGAAGAAUUGACUAAACUCCUGUCCAAAAAUGUGGUGUCUUCCACCGCUUAUAACAUUCAUAGUCUGUCGCUAGAAGUGCUCAUGACCAUAAUAGAAGCGAUAGAAAUUGGGACUAGUCAGAAGGAGAAAGAAGAAGUGGCGGAUGAAAGGGAAGUAGAGAGGAUAGGAGUGGAAUACGGUCGCGGUGGUCAUGUGUCCCUAGAGUUGGGUGGAAUGGAUGACGCGUCUGUGGUCAGCGACCAUGUGACCCAUGAUAUAAGUCAGUAUUUUGUCGGUGGGAGGUCUGCGAGACAUAAGCCAUCGGUCGAGCUGCCCAGUGACGCUGAGUUGGACAAUAUUAAGAAUAUGAAAAAGUGGGUCACUCAAGGUACUGAGCUGUUCAACCAAAAACCAGAGCGCGGUAUAGAAUUCCUACAAGAGCACGGAGUUUUGGCAACGCCCUUAGAUCCUGAUGAAGUGGCCAACUUCCUGAGGGAAAAUCCCGAUUUGGACAAGAAAAUGAUUGGUGAAUACAUAUGCAAGCGCUCGUCGCGCGGCGAGGACGAGGGCCCGAGCGUGCUGAGCGCGUUCGCGAACAGCUUCGACUACUCGCGGCUGCGCAUCGAGCAGGCGCUGCGCCUCUACCUGGAGACCUUCCGCCUGCCCGGCGAGGCGCCGCUCAUCUUCCUCGUCAUGGAGAAGUUCGCCGAGCGCUGGCAUACGACAAACGGGUGCCCGUUCGCGAACACGGACGCGGCGUUCCGGCUCGCGUACGCGGUGAUCAUGCUGAACAUGGACCAGCACAACCACAACGCGAAGAAGCUGAACGUGCCCAUGACGGUGGACGACUUUGUGCGCAACUUGCGCGGCUGCAACGGCUCCGGCGACUUCCCCACUGAUAUGCUCAAGGAGAUCUUCUAUUCUAUCAAGAACGAGGAGAUGGUGAUGCCGGCGGAGCUGCACGCGCUGCACGCGCGCCUGCUGCCCGCCGCCUGCCCGCCCGCGGUGACAGCCCUGUCGGCGGCAUUCGAGCGCUCGACGCCGCCCACGGCGGAGGAGAUCGAGACGAGCGCGCGCGACUGCCUGGCGCUGAGCGCGCUGAGCGGGCUGGAGCGCUGCGCCGCGCUCGUGGCGCGCCUGCGCCCCGCGCCCGACACGCUCACGCUCGACACGCUGCUGCUCACGCUCAGCAAGUUCACCGGCCUGCUGGCGCCGCACCACGCCUCCUAUAUCGCAGUCGGAGUGUCGCUGGGGCAGGCGAGCAAGGCGCAGCAGGCGCUGCGGCGCGCGUGCGCGGUGUGGGCGCGCCACGCGGAGUGCGUGCGCGCGGGCUGGCGCCACCUGCUGGAGAUCACGUGCACGCUCUACGUGGGCCGCCUGCUGCCCAAGUGUCUAGUGGAAGCCGAAGACUACCUGUCACCGACGGGCACGGUGUCGCUGAUACGCGAAGCGAGCCGCGGUACGGAUAGCGGUCUGCUGUCUAGCAUAUAUUCAUACAUUGCAUUGGGAGAGACUGGUAUACGUGCGCCAACUCCCCAUGAAAAGGCCUUGAUAGACGCGGCCACGGAAUGCGUGGCGUCCUGCAACUUGCCCGGCCUGCUCGUGUCCGAGACUAAAUUCCUGCCCGUUGAGAGUCUUCAGGAGCUUAUUCAAGCGAUGAUUGCUGUAGGCGCUCCGCCAGAUCCAGACAGUUUGCAGCUCAAUCCACAGCUAGAAGACAUCACUAUAUUCUUCUUUGAACUUCUCGGACAGACGUUAAUACAAAAUCGGGACCGACUGCUGACCGUAUGGGAGGAGUGCGGGCCGCACCUGGAGCGCGUGGUGGUGUGGGCGGCGGGGCGCGGCCACUACGCGCUGGCGCGCGCGCUCACGGCGCUGCUGCGCACCGCGGCGCGCCUCAUGCGCUGCGAGCUGUGCGCGCCCACCGUGCUGCUGCACCUGCAGCUGCUGUUCCGCCUGCCCUACAAGCUGUUCUACCAGCAGGCGGAUGUGAUAUCGUGUGGCAUCUACGAGAUAGUGAAAACGUCGGCGCAGAACAUUCACAGCGGCGCGGAGUGGGGCGCGCUGCUGGCGCUGCUCGCCGCCGCCGGCGCGGGCGCCUGGCCGCGGGACGCCGCGCCGCCAGCAUCAGCGAGUAGGUCAGAAGGUUCAGAGGAGGAAAAUGACAGAAGACCGACUAGCGUUUCAUCGGAGAGUGAAUUGUCGCAUUCGCCGCAAACACAGGGAUGGAUUUUGGUGAAGAACGAGUCGGGCAAAACGACAGAGGCCGUCGAAGUGGAGCUGGAGCAAGUCCAGCUGCGCGCGCACCGCAGUUCCGCCCUCGGGCGCUGCGUGGAGGCGCUGGCGCUCGUCAUACGCGACGUGGCGCACGUGACGCCGCACAACUGCCGCGCCGCCGUGCGCGCCGUGCGCCUGCUGGCCAGGGCCACGCUGCAUUCCGGUAAAACAAGUAAAUUACAUGACAAUCGUAAGUCCAAAGGUCGCGGACGCUCCGAUUCGAGCGAUGAAGAAGAUUCACUGGACAGCUACCACAUGGUCAGCAUACAGCUAUUAGAUCUGAUGCACACGUUGCACAGUCGGACGGCGCAGAUAUUUAAGUGGUGGAGAGACGAGGCUGAUCAGGAACAAAAUGCAGAAGAGUAUGAUCUAUGGGAGGUUGCGUGGAAACCACUAUUGCAAGGGAUUGCUGAAUUCUGCACGGACAGAAGGAAACAGGUGGCGAACAGCGCGAUCGCGUACCUGCAGCGCGCGCUGCUGGCGCCGGCGCUGGCGGCGCUGCGCGGCGCGGGCUGGGAGGCGUGCUUCAGCUGCGUGCUGCUGCCGCUGCUGGCGCGCCCGCCGCGCCGCCACGAGACCGCCGCGCGCGCCAACACGCUCAUGUGCAAGGUGUUCCUGCAGCACCUGCAGGCGCUGAGCGCGCGCGCGUCGUUCGCGGCGCUGUGGGCGCGCGUGGUGCGCGUGCAGCGCGCGCUGCUGGCCGCCAGCGCCGAGCCGCUGCGCGAGGGCGCGCAGGAGUCGCUCAAGAACAUGCUGCUCGUCAUGCACUCCGUCAAGAUAUUCAGCAAUGGUGACGGUUACAAUGACCUGUGGUACCUCACGUGGGACAUCAUCGGCGAGUUCCUGCCUAAUUUAAAACAGGAACUCUUCCCCGACGUGAACGACAACACGAAGCCAACGCAAAACCUACCGAGUCACAUGCAACCCUCCAUCCCCCACUCGCUCCCGACCCUCAUCCCCGUCGCACCGAACAGUAUGCCCAACGUUCCUUCUUACAAUACAUCUCCAACCAACACCAAUUUGGGCCAACAACCGCCAAACGUGGCCCAACCUUACCCAUUCUCCGCCAACACCACAAACACACUCCAAUCCAGCCCGAUCCACGCACAACGACAGACACCGAAUAUUCUAGUAGGUUCGAUGGCCAGUUCUCCAGUGAACCUGCCAAUGACACCACCCGGUGGGCCAACGUUGGUCGCGCCUGUACCCUUGCCCGGGACGAUACAACAAAUUCUACCACAACACACAAAUGUGCAAGGUGGAUUGCAAAACAUGUACACGUUACAACAGAAUGUACUUACGCAACAACAAAGUGCACCAACACAACAACAAAACGCCCCUAACGCGCAAGAAAGUGUGCCGACGGCACAACAAAGUGUGCAAACAUCACAACAGUUUGUGCAACAAAAUAUACCAACACUACAACAAAAUUUGUCACCAGUACAACAGAUUGUACCAACGGUUCAACAAAAUGUACCGCCGGUACCACAAAGUGUACCAGUGCCUCAAAGUGGUGUAGCUAGAGUGGUGUCACCAACGCUAGGGCCGCCUGUUAGUGGUAUGGUGGCGAUUAGAAAUCCUUUGUAUGAUCAAUCGGGUUUGACUUCAUCAGUUUUGCUGCAGCCGUUGAAUGAGAUGGUAUCCACGCCAAUCGGUAUAUCGAUACAACCAACUAACACUACAAAUGAUCAACAACCUGAUCAACAGCAAGCGACAGAAAGUGUGCAACAGAGCGAAAUAUUCGCAGAGUAUCUGACCAAUCCCUACAACGAUGUCCCCAAAGCUGAAGACAAGAAGUCCUUCAGCGCGAAUGUGACACCUAUGCACAGUGGCAGUAAAGCUCAAUUUGGAUCGACGGAUAACGUGAACGGAUCCGGAAUGUUCAAUUUCUCCAGCUAUUUCACGUCCGGAAUGGGUUCCGGGGUAUUCGACACGCUUAUGUCGACGCAAGAGGGAUAGCGGGAUAUCGAUGUCGGCACUUGGUUAUAGUUUAUCGAAAUGUAAGCUUUGAUUCUGUCUGAAUUGUGUGCUGUUAUGACUGGAUUAAAAUAAAUCUGUUUUAUUUGGAAAGGGCGUUUUUUCGAAGCCUAAGUGUUUAAAGUCCUAUCCAUGUAUGCGAUAUGAUUUCGAUGAACAUUCGUAAGAGAUCUUAAGUCUCGUAGACGGUGUAUCGCAUGUAAUAUAUUAUUUUAGUUUCCACAUUACAUGUCAGAAUCAGAGCCACUUCGAUGUUUAUUAAUUAUUGGGUAAAUAUAUUCCAUUAGCUGAGCGUAACUUUGUUUUAACAUUUUAAGGCCAUAUUUAUGUAAGUAGCGUGACAAGUUUGAUUUUGUAUAAAAUUCAAAUUUUGUUGUCGGAUACUAAAAAUAAUGAAGUACUAACAGACCCGGCGAAAUUCCUUCUAUAUCUUCUUUCUCAAUGUUGACACGAAAAAAUUUAUUCCGGUUCCACUAGCAUAUUUUAUGGCCUACUGUAUUGUUUGGAAAUGGAUUAGUAAUCAGAUGAAAUAUCUACUUCUUUAUUAACAUACUUAUGAUCGAAGAAAACAUAAAGAAAUUAAAGGAACCUGGCAGUUAUUUGAAUUAUACAAAUACUUGUUACGUACUGAACUUAUGAACUUUUGUAAUAUAAAGAUGUUUGUUAUAUUAUAUAAUAUUGUUUUUCUCUUCUUUAAUCAAAGUUAUAUAUCUUUGUAAAUAUACUUCGAAUUCUGGAAACUGCAAUUCAAUACGAAAACUCAUUAACAAGUUGAGGCGGCGCCAAAACUUUAGUAGGUUUUGUUCUACGCGAUUUGGCCAUUUAAUAGUAACGUUAUCGUUAAACUAAAAUCUCCGCAACAACACAGCACUGGAGAUAACAAACAAGAAUUGCGAUCGAGAUGUAACUGACGCACGGUCAUUGACGCUCUACGAAUAGUUUUAUUGCUACGCGGAAUCGCAAUGAAUUAACGCAUUUCGCCGUCGAUGGAGCGGCAGCAUUUUGCGCUGGAAAAUGG